Brassica napus (rape) is the source of this 2130-nucleotide messenger RNA. RefSeq lists its product as uncharacterized. Gene Ontology annotation, molecular function: nucleic acid binding. The record is from RefSeq and is a predicted model, not a curated record. Bases 1 to 2130 code for a protein of 709 amino acids. NCBI's taxonomy places the organism in Eukaryota, Viridiplantae, Streptophyta, Magnoliopsida, Brassicales, Brassicaceae. The transcript has a single exon. Gene Ontology annotation, biological process: DNA integration.
AUGGACUUCAGCAAAAUCGCUAGACCUUUAAAUAACCUACUAUGCAAGGAUAUUAAAUUCGAUUUUACCCCCGAAUGCAUGAAAGCUUCUGAAGAUUUAAAGAAAUCCCUUAUCACUGCCCUUGUCGUACAAGCCCCCGACUGGAAUCUUCCUUUCGAAAUCAUGUGCGAUGCGAGUGAUUUCGCAAUUGGAGCAGUUUUAGGCCAAAGGAAAGAUAAAAAGCUACAUGCCAUUUAUUACGCCAGCCGCACGCUUGAUGAAGCACAGCGGAAUUAUGUAACAACAGAAAAGGAACUAUUAGCUGUAGUUUACGCUUUUGAAAAAUUCCGUCAAUACUUGAUUGGCUCACGAGUGAUAGUUCACACUGAUCACGCUGCCAUCAAAUAUUUAAUGCAAAAGAAAGAUGCUAAACCUCGACUCAUACGCUGGAUUCUACUUCUCCAAGAUUUUGACAUUGAGAUUAAGAAUAAGAGAGGAGUAGAUAAUGGAGUCGCUGACCAUCUUUCUAGGAUAAGGAUAGAGGAUGAUGUCCCUAUAGACGAUUUUUUCCCCACAGAGAAUGUUUCACACAAAGAUACAUCCUUCGUCGGUCAAAUAUCUCUCACAUCUGAAGAUCUAUCGAUCGAUGAGGGAGAUGGCAUAUCGGUCGAUUCACGUAGUGAUACAUCGAUCGAUGACGAGACUGAUGUAAUUUCUCAUCUCUCCGAUAACCAAAAUCAUGAACCCCCGUUUAUUAAGAUCAACUUCGGUUUACAAGUAAAUGUUUCCAGUGAUGAGAUUAAUCUCACACCUGAGGAAUUAUCACAACGGGAGGUAAAUGCGAUUGGUAGAAACUCGGAUAACCGACCCUGGUAUGCCGACAUAGUUAACUAUUUGGCAGCUGAGGUCGAGCCAGACGAACUCAAGGGAUAUAUGAGGAAGAAAUUUUUCAGAGAAGUAAGACGCUAUCAUUGGGAUGAACCUUACCUCUAUAAGCAUUGUUUUGAUGGCAUAUACAGACGAUGCGUAUCCGAAGCUGAAAUUCCAGACAUUAUUUACCAAUGUCACGGAGCUGAGUAUGCAGGACAUUUCGCUACCUUUAAAACGGUUUCGAAAAUUCUCCAAGCAGGAUUUUGGUGGCCAACCAUUUUUCGCGAUGUCCAUGCAUUUAUAACCCAAUGUGACAGAUGCCAAAGACGUGGAAAAAUCAGCAAAAGACACGAAAUGAAACAGAAAUUCAUUCUUGAAGUUGAAGUCUUUGAUUGCUGGGGUAUCGAUUUUAUGGGACCUUUCCCAUCUUCAUAUAGAAACAAAUAUAUACUAGUCGCUGUAGACUACGUAUCCAAAUGGGUCGAAGCAAUAGCUUCUCCUACCAAUGACGCAUCUGUGGUUAUUAAACUCUUCAAGAGCAUAAUCUGUCCAAGAUUUGGAGUUCCAAGAGUAGUCAUUAGUGACGGUGGAACUCAUUUCAUUGAUAUAAUCUUUGAUAGAUUGCUUAAAAAGAAUGGUGUUCAUCAUAGAGUAGCUACACCUUACCACCCACAAACUAGUGGACAAGUAGAAGUCUCUAACCGGCAAAUUAAGGAAAUCUUAGAGAAAACCGUAGGAACCUCCAGAAAAGAUUGGUCUAGGAAACUAGAUAAUGCACAUUGGGCCUACAAGACCGCCUACAAAAUGCCGUUAGGAACAACACCAUUCCACCUUCUUUAUGGCAAAUCAUGUCAUCUACCAGUCGAACUGGAACAUAAAGCAGCUUGGACUACCAAACUUUUGAACUUUGAUAUCAAACCAGCUGCAGAGAGGAGACUCAUCCAGCUUAACGAGCUUGAUGAAAUCAGACAUUUAGCUUUCGAAAAUUCAAAAAUCUAUAAAGAAAGGACUAAAGCUUAUCGCGAUAGAAAGAUCAUAUCCCGGCACUUUGAGCCAGAUGAUCAAGUCCUCCUUUAUAACUCUCGAUUGACUUUAUUUCCUGGAAAGCUAAAAUCCCGUUGGUCUGGACCCUUCACCGUAACGAACGUUCAACCCUCCGGAGCUAUCACCUUACAAAAUGAGAAAGGCCAGGAAUUUACGGUGAAUGGCCAACAGGUUAAGCAUUAUUGGGCAAAACCACCAGCGAAAGUGCCCAUGGUGUUGUAUGAACCUGAUAAUUAG